GAGCCAAAAAAGAAUGGAAGAAAAACACUACAAGAUAGAGAGCUGCAACCAGAGCAGUGAAUUUCAAGUAUCCACGCAUCUUCUUUUACCAUAAAACACACACCUUUCCCAGCUUUUAAUUAUUUAUCCCUUUUGUUUUUUUAUUAAACAAUCAUGUGUUGCUUCUUGUAUCCUCAACCCCAGUUCUGAGAUCCUCACACACACUAGGACUCACGGCCAUGGAGUUCGAUCUUGAAAACCCGUUGACUAAUUUCCACGAACCCAACUCCGACACGAUCGCUUCUCUCUUCCUUAUUGAAUGUGAUCACAUGCCAUUAGAAAACUACUUUCAGAGUCUCCAAACCAACGGUUUUGAUAUAUCUGUUCGACAUGAAAUCAUUUCUGAAAUUUCCAAGUUCUGUUGCAGGUUCGAUCCGCUCUUAUCGUACCUUGCCGUUAAUUAUCUUGAUCGGUUCUUGUCUAGCCAAGGGAUGCUGCAACCAAAGCCAUGGAUCCUAAGUCUUCUUGCAAUCUCCUGCAUUUCUCUAGCUGCCAAGAUGAUGAAAGCAGAGGUUUCCCUCGUUGAUUUUCAGGGUGAUGGAGGUUUUAUUUUUGACCCACAAACAAUAGAGAGAAUGGAGAUCCUCAUCUUGGGAGCUCUAAAAUGGCGAAUGCGUUCAAUCACACCCUUUUCUUUCAUUUCUUAUUACAUAUCUCUGUUCCAACUUCAAGACCCACCAUUGUGGCAGUCUCUCAAAGCUCGAGCUACUGAAAUCAUAUUCAAAUCUCAAAAUGAUAUCAAGCUUUUGGAGUUGAAGCCUUCUAUUAUUGCUGCAUCAGCGCUUCUUUACGCUGCUCAUGAAUUAUUACCCUUGCAAUAUCCGUUCUUCAGAAAAGCAAUAUUUUGUUCUUCAUAUGUAAAUAAAGAAAACUUGUUGCAAUGCUACAAUGCAAUGCAGGACAUAGUGAUGGAUGGGUACGACUCAGUGUUCGAUCUGGCAUCGAGCUCAAUCACACCGGUCAGUGUGUUAGAGCAGCAGUUUUCAAGCUCCGAAUAUGGAGAAACCAAUGGCACAACUCCAACCACUACCAUUAGAUCAGCAGGGAUGAGGGACGUCAAGAGGAGGAAAAUCAUUAAUUACUGUGACAAUCUCACGGUCCAGAUUUCUCGGAUUCAACAAUGCUGAGGAAAGCCUGAUUCCAGAGUUUAUUCACUGUUCCUGUACUUUACCUGCUUCGAGUAACAAACAGAAAGUGAGAAAGAAAAAGGGGGACAAAAUCACUGCUGUAUUAUCUCUGCAUGGCCCAUUUCUUUGCAUAAAACAGAUUGACGAGGAAGGAAGGAAAGAAAGAAGAAAGAACAGAAUUUUUGUUUCAAUUUGUUUUUCUUGGGACCAAACAAAAGACAAAAACACAACUUUGAAUUGUAUGGUUGAAUUUUUAGUAUCUCAUGUUUUGGCUUUAGUGUGGUUGUGUUUGUUUCUGGAAAAGGAAUAAUAAUAUUAUCGACAGCAAAAAAAUAUUUUCCUUCGACAAACGAAUU
Messenger RNA from Juglans microcarpa x Juglans regia, 1522 nucleotides. RefSeq names its product putative cyclin-D6-1. The record is from RefSeq and is a predicted model, not a curated record. Bases 219 to 1166 code for a protein of 315 amino acids. The transcript is spliced from 6 exons. Gene Ontology annotation, molecular function: cyclin-dependent protein serine/threonine kinase regulator activity. Gene Ontology annotation, cellular component: cytoplasm; cyclin-dependent protein kinase holoenzyme complex; nucleus. NCBI's taxonomy places the organism in Eukaryota, Viridiplantae, Streptophyta, Magnoliopsida, Fagales, Juglandaceae. Gene Ontology annotation, biological process: regulation of cyclin-dependent protein serine/threonine kinase activity; mitotic cell cycle phase transition.